Messenger RNA from Serinus canaria (Common canary), 1134 nucleotides. RefSeq names its product ST8 alpha-N-acetyl-neuraminide alpha-2,8-sialyltransferase 3 (gene ST8SIA3). The record is from RefSeq and is a predicted model, not a curated record. Gene Ontology annotation, molecular function: alpha-N-acetylneuraminate alpha-2,8-sialyltransferase activity. The coding region runs from base 1 to 1134 and encodes 377 amino acids. Gene Ontology annotation, biological process: N-glycan processing; oligosaccharide metabolic process. Lineage: Eukaryota; Metazoa; Chordata; Aves; Passeriformes; Fringillidae. The transcript is spliced from 4 exons.
AUGCGGAGCUGCAAGAUGGUGCGGGUGGCCAGCGUGCUGGGGCUCGUCAUGCUCAGCGUGGCGCUGCUCAUCCUGUCCCUCAUCAGCUACGUCUCGCUCAAGAAGGACAACAUCUUCGGGGCGCCCCGCGCCGCCGGGCCCCGCAUGUACAUGUUCCACGCGGGAUUCCGGUCUCAGUUUGCACUGAAGUUCCUGGACCCCUCGUUCGUCCCCCUCACCAACUCCCUGGGCCAAGAGCUGCAGGACAAGCCCUCCAAAUGGGUCUUCAACAGGAGCGCCUUCGCCCACCAGAGGCAAGAAAUCCUUCAGCAUGUUGAUGUCAUCAAAAACUUUUCUCUGAUCAAGAGCAGCGUUCGGAUCGGGCAGCUGAUGCACUACGAUUACUCCAGCCAUAAGUAUGUUUUCUCCAUCAGCAAUAACUUCAGGUCUCUGCUUCCUGACGUGUCUCCCAUCUUGAACAAGCACUACAACAUCUGCGCCGUGGUCGGCAACAGCGGGAUCCUGACCGGGAGCCAGUGCGGGCAGGAAAUUGAUAAAUCGGAUUUUGUCUUUCGGUGCAACUUUGCUCCAACCGAGGCUUUCCAGAAAGAUGUUGGAAGGAAAACCAACCUUACCACCUUCAACCCCAGCAUCCUGGAGAAGUAUUACAACAACCUCUUGACCAUUCAGGAUCGCAACAACUUCUUUUUAAGUUUGAAAAAGCUCGAUGGGGCCAUCCUUUGGAUCCCCGCUUUUUUCUUCCACACGUCGGCGACAGUCACAAGAACGCUGGUUGACUUCUUUGUUGAGCACAGAGGGCAGCUAAAGGUCCAGCUGGCUUGGCCAGGAAAUAUCAUGCAGCACGUUAACAGGUACUGGAGGAACAAGCACCUGUCCCCGAAGCGGCUGAGCACAGGUAUCCUCAUGUACACCCUGGCUUCGGCCAUCUGCGACGAGAUCCACCUCUACGGGUUCUGGCCCUUCGCCUUCGACCCCAACACGCGGGAGGACCUGCCGUACCACUACUACGACAAGAAGGGAACCAAGUUCACCACCAAGUGGCAGGAGUCCCACCAGCUGCCUGCAGAGUUCCAGCUGCUCUACAGGAUGCACGGUGAAGGACUGGCCAAACUCACCUUGUCGCAUUGUGCCUAA